CUCGCUCUGUAUUGUAUCCAUGGCCGGCCGGAGAUUGCGAUUGAACUCGUGGAACUUGGAUCCGGAGAGGAAGAGGACUGGUGGAUUGAGGACGAAGCAGGCGGGAAGAGGAUCAUGCCGUGGGAGUUAGGCGCUGGAAAUGUACGGUC
Molecule: messenger RNA, 149 nt
Organism: Prunus mume (Japanese apricot)
Lineage: Eukaryota; Viridiplantae; Streptophyta; Magnoliopsida; Rosales; Rosaceae
Source: RefSeq, a predicted model, not a curated record